Molecule: messenger RNA, 1878 nt
Organism: Megalops cyprinoides (Indo-Pacific tarpon)
Lineage: Eukaryota; Metazoa; Chordata; Actinopteri; Elopiformes; Megalopidae
Product: excitatory amino acid transporter 5-like
Exons: 11
Coding region: 7-1878 (623 amino acids)
Biological process (GO): L-glutamate transmembrane transport
Cellular component (GO): plasma membrane
Molecular function (GO): neutral L-amino acid transmembrane transporter activity; L-glutamate transmembrane transporter activity; glutamate:sodium symporter activity
Source: RefSeq, a predicted model, not a curated record
AAAACCAUGCGGGAAUACGCUAAGAAGGUGCUCCGCAGCCUAUUCUCCCUGAAUUUGCGGUUAUGGGUGAGGGAGUACUGCCGGCGGAACGGCCUGUUGACGCUCUCCAUCUUCGCUGUGGUGACGGGGUGCGUCCUAGGCUUCUUACUGAGGAGUCUGAAUCUCUCCACCCAGGCGAAAAUCUAUUUCUCUUUCCCUGGGGAGCUGCUGAUGAGGAUGCUGAAGAUGCUGAUUCUUCCUCUGAUCACAUCAAGUCUCAUGUCAGGCCUGUCAGCAAUGGAGACCAAAGCCAGCAGCCGCAUGGGCGUUCUCACCAUCACCUACUACCUGUGGACCACCUUCAUCGCCGUCAUCGUGGGCAUCAUCCUGGUGAUCGCCAUACACCCGGGCACCGGCAGAGAGAAGGAGGGCCACCAUCAGGGGAGCGGACCUGUCAUGACAUCAGCUGACGCCCUGCUCGACCUCAUCAGGAACAUGAUUCCAGCCAAUCUGAUUGAAGCCACGUUUCAACAGUAUAAGACGGAUCUGGUGCCCGUGGUCAAACCUGCUGAGAAGACUGUGGAGCCCAACUACGUCUACAUCAUGCCAGACUACAAUGACCCUAGAUUAGGCCAUCCGGUGUUUCUGGAGCUCACACCUGCCCCAGAGGUCCAGUAUAAGAACGUUCCAGGCAGCAGCAAGCAGAUGAAUGUGCUGGGCAUCGUUAUCUUCUCUGCCACCAUGGGCCUUCUGCUGGGCAGGAUGGGAGAGAGGGGCAUGCCGCUGGUCAGCGUGUGCCAGUGCAUCAAUGAGUGCGUCAUGAAGAUCAUCAACGCUGCCAUGUGGUACUUCCCCUUCGGCAUCAUCUUCCUGGUGGCAGGGAAGAUCCUGGACAUGCAGGACCCCGCCACCAUCGGGGAGAAGCUGGGCAUGUACACGUUGACGGUCAUGGCGGGGCUUUUCGUGCACGGCCUGAUCCUGCUCCCCAGCUUCUACUUCAUCAUAACGCGCCAGAACCCCUUCCCCUUCAUCCGCGGCCUCCUGCAGGCCCUGGUCAUCGCCCUGGCAACCUCGUCCAGCUCUGCCACCUUGCCCAUCACCAUGAAGUGCCUGCUGGAGAACUGUGGUGUGGAUCGCCAGAUCGCCCGUUUCGUGCUGCCAGUGGGCGCCACCAUCAACAUGGACGGCACGGCGCUGUACGAAGCUGUGGCGGCCAUUUUCAUCGCGCAGGUCAAUGAGUAUGAGCUGGACUUUGGGCAGCUGGUCACCAUAAGCAUCACGGCGACAGCUGCAAGCAUCGGGGCAGCGGGGAUUCCGCAGGCCGGCCUGGUAACCAUGGUGAUUGUGCUGACAUCAGUGGGCCUGCCACCAGAUGACAUCACACUCAUUGUGGCCAUCGACUGGGUGCUAGAUCGAUUCCGAACGAUGAUCAAUGUGCUUGGAGAUGCCUUGGCCGCGGGCAUCAUGGCCCACCUAUGUCGAAAAGACUUUCCCACCAGCCGGCGGAGCACUGCCACAUCCUUCAGCGGCCUCUCUGGCAUGCAGAGCGCACACCGGACAAGCAUAGCUACGCCAACCGUGCCCCCGGCCGACGUGCCCCAGCCAGGUGGUCCUCAGACAGCCGUUCCAAUCAUAGUUGGGCCCCAGACGAGCACUCCUCAGACAAGUGUUCCCCUAAUAGGCGGGCCCCAGACGGCUGUUCCCCCAACCGCCGUUCCCUUGGUGGGAGGGCCCCAAACAGGGGUUCCCCUGAUGGGCCGGUCCCAAACUGGCAUGUCUCUGGCAGGCUUGCCUGUGGCAGAUGUACCACUGCUGGCUUGUAAGGACUGUGUGCUGGAGGUGAUGGGGGACCUGGUGACAGAGAGGCCAAACUUUUACUACAACAUCUGCCAUGUCUAA